UUCGGUACUGUCUCGUUUGAUUUGGCGGCUCUGGUUCAUACUACUUUUUAUCUCUCUGUCUCUUCCCUCUCGAACCGAAAUCUUCAAGUAAAAUCUCUCGAUUUUUCGAUUUUAAACAAAGACAUGGCUAAACCGAAGCAACAGAAGAAGCCACCCCAUAAGAAGCAGCAAAAUCCACAACCACAAAACAAAAAGCAGGGAAAACAGGAUGAUACUUCUCAAUUUCGGACUCAGGUGGAUGCUUUGGGCCUUCGCAUUGUUGAAGUGACAGCAGACGGUAAUUGUUUCUUCAGAUCCCUUGCUGAUCAGUUGGAAGGUAAUGAGGAGGAACAUCGAAAGUACCGCAGCAUGGUGGUGAAACACAUAUUGGACAACCGGGAGAUGUUUGAGCCGUUUAUUGAAGAUGAAGUCCCGUUUGAUGAAUAUUGUCAGACCAUGGAAAAUGAUGGUACAUGGGCCGGACAUAUGGAAUUGCAGGCAGCUUCUCUUGUAACACGUAGUAAUGUAUGCAUCCAUCGGAACAUGUUUCCUCGGUGGUACAUAAGAAAUUUUGAUGAUUGUCAAGUUCGUAUGGUCCAUUUGUCUUAUCACGAUGGGGAGCAUUAUAAUAGUGUGCGGUUAAAGGAUGAUCCUUGUGAUGGACCUGCAAGGUCAAUUAUAAUUAAGGCUGAUGCCGAUCUUUCAAUGCCGUCACAUCAAACAAAAGAUAAGGCUAGCAAACCGUAUGCUCAAGCUGGUAGGACAACUUUUCAGCCGGGUACCGUAAAGUUGGUUAUGGCUGGAAGUGGUUGUGAAAGCAGAGAAAAAGUGGAACAGAUUCUUGAGCAGGUUAAUGGUGAUGUUGGUGCUGCAAUUGAAUUUCUGAUAGCAGAACAAGGAACAGAAGAGUGCUCUUCAAAUUCUGAUUGCCUUCCUAGUCAGGCUAGUACUACCGGUUCCGACGAAAAUGAGAGUCAUGAGACGAACAAAGAAAACGUAGUAGAGAACAACAUUAAUGAUGUGUUGAGCAAUAGCUCCAGGAAAACCAAUGACAGUAACAAAUUGCAACAAAAUGACAAGAAGAUUCCUAGAAACAAGGUCUGUCCGUGUGGUUCAAAAAAGAAAUACAAAGCUUGUUGUGGAACCGCGUCGAGAAAACAAUCCGCUAAGUAUGUAGCUAACCAAGUUGCCGACUCCAGAAAGAGCAAAAACGAAUCGAAGAAAGGGAUUUCUGCAACAGCUGAAGUAACACCCGAUAUGGGUGCACUUUGUAUCUAAACUGAUAGCAAGUGUAAGACACCUUGUAUUAUUGUUUACAUCAAUUUUUUUUGCUUCCCAGAAGUGAUUUCAAACUGGGAAAGAGUAUACAAAAGAAGAAAAAAUUAUAUGCCAAAUCAUUUGUAAUUUUUGCUGUUAAAGUAAGAUACUUUUGGGAAGAA
This is a messenger RNA of Vicia villosa (hairy vetch), 1418 nucleotides long. Its product is annotated as OVARIAN TUMOR DOMAIN-containing deubiquitinating enzyme 7. The coding region runs from base 124 to 1257 and encodes 377 amino acids. The transcript has 11 exons. NCBI's taxonomy places the organism in Eukaryota, Viridiplantae, Streptophyta, Magnoliopsida, Fabales, Fabaceae. Gene Ontology annotation, biological process: protein deubiquitination. The record is from RefSeq and is a predicted model, not a curated record. Gene Ontology annotation, molecular function: cysteine-type deubiquitinase activity.